Molecule: messenger RNA, 450 nt
Organism: Acanthisitta chloris (rifleman)
Lineage: Eukaryota; Metazoa; Chordata; Aves; Passeriformes; Acanthisittidae
Gene: MRPL32
Product: mitochondrial ribosomal protein L32
Exons: 2
Biological process (GO): translation
Cellular component (GO): mitochondrial large ribosomal subunit
Molecular function (GO): structural constituent of ribosome
Source: RefSeq, a predicted model, not a curated record
UCCCCUUCAGGACCAGCGCUAGCUGUGCAGGCUCCCGCAGUUCUUCCACAAGCAGCGAACGACGCCGGCGAAAGUCGGGACGAGGCGCCGAGCCUGUUGGAUAGCCUCCUGUGGAUGGCGGCGCCCAAGAAAAGACGCACGAUCGAGGUGAACCGCUGCAGGCGGAGGAAUCCCAACAAGCUCAUAAAAGUGAAGAGGAACAUUGAUGUUUGUCCUGAGUGUGGAAACUUGAAACAGAAACACGUCCUUUGUGGCUAUUGCUAUGCAAAGGUCAAAGCAGAAACUCGGUUGGUACGGAUAGAAAUAGCUAAAAAGGAAGGAGGACCCUUUAACACUCCAACUGUAGAGACUGUUGUCCUUUAUGAGGGAGAAAAGUGCUCAGAGAAGGAUGAAGGCAAGCGGAUCAUUGAAAGAGCUAGGAAGCGUCCGUCUUGGUUUGUUCAAAACUGA